CCCACUUACGCGCAACCAGUACCACGAUGGCCGCUGGGGACUCGGGGGGUUUGGGCGGCUACGACUUCAGAUAUCUGCCUCAGAAAACGUUCCAGUGUCUGAGCACCCCGGAGACCACCAGCCGGCUCCGGCAGUGGUCCAUGCUGGGCAGAAUCCAGGCACAGGCCUUCGGGUUUGACCAGAAUUUUCAGGCCCACCGGAAGGAUGAUUUCGUUAUGGCUUUUUUCAAAGACCCAAAUGUUAUUGCCAAUUUGAAGUUACUUUCAGAUUCUUCUGGACAGUGGAUUACAUUAGGAACUGAAGUGAAAAAAAUUGAAGCUAUAAACAUUCCUUGCACACAGAUUUCGAUGUCAUUUUUUAAUCGGUUAUACAGUGAAGAUAUUGUACGAGACAGUGGACAUAUUGUUAAAUGUUUUGAUUCUUUUUGUGAUCCCUUUCUUAUUUCUGAUGAGUUACGAAAAGUUUUGCUAGUAGAAGACUCAGAAAAAUAUGCAAUAUUCAGUCAACCAGAUAGAGAAGAGUUCCUGUUUUGUCUUUUCAAACAUCUUUGCCUUGGUGGAGCCCUUUGUCAAUAUGAAGAUGUGCUUAAUCCAUACCUGGAAACAACAAAGCUUCUCUAUAAGGAUCUAGUGAGUGUUCGAAAGAUUCCUCAAACCAAGAAAAUACAAAUUACCUCUUCCGUCUUUAAAGUUACAGCAUAUGGUUCUGUUGGUAUGUGCUACCCUUCAACAAAGAGUCAUGAACAGACAUUUUCUUACUUUAUUGUGGAUCCUAUCAGGCGUCACGUUCAUGUUUUAUACCAUUGUUACGGUGUGGGUGAAAUGUCUUAAUAAUAUUCUUUCAGAUUAUCUGUAUUUACUAUUUUUUAUUUACCAAUUUUUAAUUUUAAUACUGAUAUAUAUACAUAUUAACUUGCAAAGUAGUUGUGUAGAUAGAUAGAUAGAUAGAUAAACAAUUACUCUGCAAGCUAAUUCAAGUAAAAUGUAAAGAACCCACUUAGAGCAGAAGCAAUCAAAUGCCAAGAUGCCUUUCUUUAAAUUUGUUUGGAAAACUAACAUAGGAACCAAAUUCCAUCACUAACAUAAGUUAUACCACUAUUUGUAGAAUUUUUACAGAAAGUUACAAAGAACUUUAAAAAUCUAGUUCAUAUUUGUUGCAUUAAGGUUCAAAUGAGUCCUCAAUUUUUGAUGUAUUUUAUUUUAGAAGCUAAUUAAUUCUGGAUGAAAAUGUGGCAGAAAACUAAACAUCAGUACCAAUGAUCAUUAAUAUGAAUUGUUAGCUUUUUAAAUUUGAGUUUUAUUUAAUUAUAUUUUUCAUUGCAUAAAAAUUUGUAUCUCAAUGACUGUGAAAAGCAUAACAAUUUCUUUGCUUCAUUUGUCCCACAUAAAAUCCUUAAUUAAACUAUGAUGUCUGAAAGUAAUUGUAAACUCUUUUAUCACAUAACAAAUUAGAAUUGCAACCUCCCCACAGCUAAUACAAGAUCUACAUAUAAACAGAGAGUUGUCCUGAUGGUAUUAUUAAGUUGGCAAGAGUAAACAACACAGUUUCUUGGUACUGUAUUCUCAUUACAUUCAUAGAAUGAAUAUAUGACAGAUUUUUUUUUUAAUGGAAAUGUAAUUGACAUGUGUCCCAAAGGUGAUGGAGAACCUACAAAAAAUGUUGAGGCUUUGAGGAGGGGAAAGUUCGGAAUAUUUGUUUCUGUGUUGUGGGGAUAAGGAUGAAAAUCUUGGAUUUGAACCUGUGGCUAAAUCUGGCAAUUUGGGUAUAGAAGUCAGGAGAGAGAGUUUAUUUUACUUCUAAAACCUAGCACAAUGCCUUGGCACAUUAAAAGUUUAUUGAAUAAAUAUUUUCCAGAUAUGUUCAUAAUAGCCAUUGAUUUUUUUUAAAAAUCAUAUAAAACACAAAAUCAAGAACUAAAAUGCUGCCAGUCUUGCUGCCUACCACACAGACCCCUACAAUCUAAGGACCCUCUCUUAAUCAGUUGGUAGUCAGUUCUUUUUGAGUACCAGUUCCGGGCAAGGCACUGUGCUAUUUACUUGGGGGAAAUAUCCACUCCCUAUAAACCUAGCAGAGAUGGUCAUCUGUAAGAGUAUGUCUAUAAACUGAUUGUUACAUGAAUUCAGAGAUGGAAAAGAUCACUGAACUAGGCCUGGGAAGGGCUUGGUUUAGCUUCUAGAGAAAGAAUGGAUGGAGUUUCAACAACUGAAAAGGAGAGCAGUCCAACUGAGUAGAAAAGCACGAUG
Molecule: messenger RNA, 2243 nt
Organism: Rhinolophus ferrumequinum (greater horseshoe bat)
Lineage: Eukaryota; Metazoa; Chordata; Mammalia; Chiroptera; Rhinolophidae
Gene: CFAP300
Product: cilia and flagella associated protein 300
Exons: 7
Coding region: 27-830 (267 amino acids)
Source: RefSeq, a predicted model, not a curated record